UACUAUAUAUGGGCAAAGACAAGCAUACCGAGUGUGCUGUUCGCUUCCGUGUUUGUGCGGAUUAGCUGUCUCCAACCCGGUGUAGAGACGUACAGAGGUACGGUGUUUCAUUCAAUCGGAGGAAUAAAUAGAGAAUCUGCAAACAUGUCCUACGAAUUGAAGCAUGUCUUUGCCAGCCUCCCGCAGAUGGAAAGGGGAGUCGCGAAAGUCAUAGGUGGCGAUCCCAAAGGCAACAACUUUCUCUACACCAACGGGAAGAGCGUCAUCAUCAGAAAUAUUGAUAAUCCUGCCAUCGCCGACAUCUACACCGAGCAUCCUCAUCAAGUUACGGUGGCCAAGUAUGCGCCCAGUGGCUUCUACAUCGCUUCUGGAGAUGUGUCUGGGAAAAUCCGUAUCUGGGACACCACCCAGAAGGAGCACUUGCUGAAGUAUGAGUACCAGCCUUUUGGGGGAAAGAUCAAGGACAUAGCCUGGACAGAGGACAGCAAGAGGAUUGCGGUCGUUGGAGAGGGACGUGAGAAAUUUGGGGCUGUGUUCCUGUGGGACUCUGGCUCCUCUGUGGGAGAGAUCUCGGGCCAUGUCAAAGUCAUCAACAGCGUGGACAUCAAGCAGACCCGCCCCUAUCGCCUUAUCACUGGUAGCGAUGACAACUGCAGCACCUUCUCUGAGGGACCCCCUUUCAAAUUCAAGUUCACCAUUAACGACCACGCUCGGUUUGUCAACUGCGUCCGCUUCUCUCCAGAUGGCAACCGUUUUGUCACUGCUGCCGCUGACGGUCAGAUCUUCUUAUAUGAUGGGAAGACAGGAGAAAAGAUUGGCUCAGUCGGUGGAGAAAAGGCCCAUGAAGGUGGAAUCUAUGCUGUCAGUUGGAGCCCUGAUAGCUCCAAGCUUAUCUCGGCCUCAGGGGACAAGACAGUAAAGCUGUGGGACAUGGGGACCAGCAUGGCCCUGACCACCUUCAACAUGGGUGCAGAUGUCAUGGACCAGCAGCUGGGUUGUCUGUGGCAGAAGGACCACCUCCUCAGUAUUUCCCUGUCUGGCUAUAUCAACUACCUGGACAAGAACAACCCAGACCGCCCGCUCCGCACAAUUAAGGGUCACAGCAGAUCCAUUCAGUCGUUAACUGUUCACAAAAACAAGGGAAGGACAUACAUCUACUCUGGCAGCCAUGAUGGACAUGUCAAUUACUGGGAUUCUGAAUCCGGGGAAAACGACGACUUCUCUGGGAAGGGCCACAGCAACCAGGUGAGCAAGAUGGCGGUGGACAGCGCCGGCCAGCUGGUCUCGUGCAGCAUGGAUGACACUGUCCGCUUUACCAACCUGGAGAAAAAAGAGUACAGUGCUUCCGACUUGGUGAAGAUGGACGUCCAACCCAAAUGCGUGUCUGUUGCGCAAGGAGGAUUGACGCUUGCUGUCUGUAUCGGACAGGUGGUUUUGCUGAAAGACAUGAAGAAAGUGUUUACGAUGGACAAUCUAAGCUAUGAGCCCGAGGCAGGAGCCCUCCACCCAGGAGGUGCCACUGCUGCUGUGGGUGGAGCUGAUGGCAAAAUCCAUCUGUAUACCGUCCAAGGGAACACACUAAAGGAGGAAGGUCAGACCAUGGAAGCCAAGGGGGCGGUCACAGACAUGGCCUACUCCAAUGACGGAGCCUACUUGGCCGUCACUGAUGAGAAGAAGGUUGUCACUGUCUUUACUGUGACAGAUGGGUAUUCGGUCAAAAAUGACUUUUACGGUCACCAUGCGAAGAUUGUCACUCUGGCCUGGUCACCUGAUAAUGAGCACUUCGCCAGCGGCGGAAUGGACAUGAUGGUCUACAUUUGGACAGUCAAUGAUGCUGACAAGAGGCUGAAAAUCCCAGACUCUCACCGGCUGCACCACGUCAGCGGCUUGGCCUGGAUAGAUGAGCACACUCUAGUGACCACCUCCCACGAUGCCAGUGUCAAGCAGUGGACUGUUAAAUUUUGAUCUGUCCAAGACAUACAAUGAUUGAUCAUUAGGAACAAGGACUAAUGUAGACCUACAUCUCUCUCUUCUCUUACAUCUACAAUGUUUUCCGUAUCUAAAUUACAGUCAAACGCAUUAUUGUCAGACAACCCCUGAAAUUGUCAGUGUGUUUCAUGGCACGGAAAAGCUCAUAUCAAAGAUCCCUCAAGCGGUGUUUUUGAUAACAUUUUAAAUCAGUUGACUAGUGCACGAUGAUCAAAACGUUUAACAUGAAACAAAAAAAGCACUUGAUAUCUUGAGCUUUUCAGGGGGUAAGAAUACCUCUGGGCUCAACAUUCCAUAGGCAACAGCCUUAAUCUCAGUCAAAACUGAAAUGCCUGUCUGCACUGUUGGGGUCAAUUCUUCUUAAAUGGUAGUAAAUGUAUGGAAUUAACUAAAAUACAAAUUAUGAAUUGAAUUGUGUUGCUUGUUUCCAAAUAUUUGAGUUUAGAGUAUUUUGUACUGAAGUAAUCGACCUCAACUUUGCCCACCUGUAAAUUUGUUUGCAACAGAUGUGAACGUAACUGUUUUUGGAGAUGGGUCUCUUGCUUUUUUUUUCACCUCGUCUUUGCCUCCAUAACAUGUCUUUGUCACUAAGAAAACAACAAAGGUCUGAGAAAGAUGUGGUUGGGGGAGCAAUAAUAGGAACCUAGAGAAAUGAAAGGAAUAUCACAAUAUGUUGUGUACGCUCCUGUAUUGUUGCAGUGUUUUUGUGGUUAUUCUGGCUCACUAUGCUCCCAUGUCUAUUUUUAUUAUUAUUUUGAUGCCUCCACUUUUUCUGAAGGGUGGAAAUGAUUCAUAAUAUUAAUGAUAAUAAAAACACUUUUUAUGCA
Molecule: messenger RNA, 2816 nt
Organism: Osmerus eperlanus (European smelt)
Lineage: Eukaryota; Metazoa; Chordata; Actinopteri; Osmeriformes; Osmeridae
Gene: wdr1
Product: WD repeat domain 1
Exons: 15
Coding region: 145-1965 (606 amino acids)
Biological process (GO): sarcomere organization; actin filament depolymerization; locomotion
Cellular component (GO): cortical actin cytoskeleton
Molecular function (GO): actin filament binding
Source: RefSeq, a predicted model, not a curated record